Messenger RNA from Aureobasidium namibiae CBS 147.97, 1434 nucleotides. RefSeq names its product putative Stabilin-2. Gene Ontology annotation, biological process: macroautophagy. The record is from RefSeq and is a predicted model, not a curated record. Lineage: Eukaryota; Fungi; Ascomycota; Dothideomycetes; Dothideales; Saccotheciaceae. Bases 1 to 1434 code for a protein of 477 amino acids. Gene Ontology annotation, cellular component: fungal-type vacuole membrane. The transcript has 2 exons.
AUGAGGUUCUCACACAUCCUUCCUCUGGCUGCUUUGAGCGCUGCAUUUGUUGUUCCCAACGAGCAAGUCUUCAGCGAACUCUCCAUCGAUGACACAACCCACGCUCGUGCAAACCAGGGAGCCUGGUCGGAGCAGGUUCUCUCUGAGCUGAAGAACGACUUUGCUGAAGCCGAGAAGGGCAUCAAGGAGGCGUCAAACAAUGCCAAGCAUGCUCUCGAUGAGGCCUUCAGCUCUGCUUCGGACAUUGGAAACGCAAUGACGACCAAGUUCCAAGAGACUGCUUUUGAUGCCAAGUCAUGGUUCGAGUCUGCUGCCAACAGUGCAUACGAUGCUCUGGACAGCCAUGAGCACCCCCACCCUCCUCACCACGGGGACGACCCUCACCACGGUGGUCCCCACCACGGCCACAAGCCUAACGAGACCGUCUGGCAAUUGCUUAGCUCUUCCAAGUACACUGAGAAGUUCUCUAAGCUCAUCAGCGAAUACCCCGACCUGGUCGAGAAGCUUAACUCCACCAAAUCUGGAAACUUGACUGUGUUCGCUCCAAAGGAUACUGCAUUCCCUGACCACCAUCCCCACCACAAGCCAUCAAAGGAAAUGAUCAAGAAGUUCAUCGAGUAUCACAUCAGUGACGACUUCUAUCCUGCUGGCAGAGUUCUAAUCACCCACACCAUCCCUACUCUCAUGGAGGGUGAGAACUUGCCUGGAAAGGCUGCUCAGAGACUCAGCGUCCACCUCGGUCUCAGAGGCCUGACCAUCAACUUCUACUCUCGCAUCGUUGCCGUCAACAUUUUCGGUACCAACGGAGUCAUCCACGGAGUCGACAGCCUCCUCAUUCCUCCUCCCAGAGCCUUCAAGAUCAUUGACCUCCUGCCUUCCGAGUUCUCCACCUUCGAGUUGGCUCUUGGCAAGACUGGUCUCCUUGACGCUUACAACAGCACCGAUCACCCCAGCGGUACUUUGUUCGCUCCUUCCAACUUCGCCUUCCAGAAGCUCGGCCCCAAGAUCAACGGAUUCCUGUUCAGCGAGUACGGCCGCAAGUAUCUCAAGGCCUUGAUCCUCUACCACACUGUUCCCGACAAUGUUCUGUACAGUGAUGCAUUCAUCAAGGCCGAGGGACAUGAUGGCAUCCCUAAGGGUCACUGGCAUGUUGACCUUCCUACCGCCCUGGAGGAUCACUCGUUGUCGGUCGACGUAGGAAGAUAUGGCGGUUUGAUUGAUAUCAAGGUUAACGCCUUCUCUCGCGUCAGCGUGCAGGAUGGCAUCGCCUCAGAUGGAGUGAUUCAGGUCGUCAGCGACGUCUUGAUUCCUCCAAAGAAGCUUGGUAGCGCUAAGCUCAGAAGCACCAACUGGUUCGGAUCUGAGAAGGAGCUUAGCCUCGAGGAGUUCAAGGCCCGCUUCGAGCCUUACGUCGAGAGAAUGGUUGACCUCUAA